Prunus armeniaca (apricot) is the source of this 660-nucleotide messenger RNA. The record is from the annotation of a GenBank genome assembly. Lineage: Eukaryota; Viridiplantae; Streptophyta; Magnoliopsida; Rosales; Rosaceae.
AUGCAUCGCCAGGAAGUGCCUCUUGUCAACGCCUUCCUGACUGGGGUAAAGAUUGAUGCUGGGGAGCUCGCUCGGACCAAGGUCACGGACUUCUCCAAUCGGGUCCAGAAGACGGUGCUCUCUAUCGCCAAUGCUUUUGGGGAUAUGUACCUCACCCUAGCCAGGGCGGAGAGAGAGGUGGACUUGGCUAGACCCCAUUCUAAGACAGCCAAGGCUGCUACCGCCGAGGCUCAGGCUGCCAUCCGGGAGAGGAACGUGCUGCAGCUGAAGGUGGGGAGGCUGGAGCGGGAGCUAAAGGAGACGACCCUGCGGCUAGAGGCGGUAGAGGAGGCUAGGCUCGAGUCUGAGAGGAGGAGGACCGAAGAGCUGAGCGUGGGUCGUGCCGAGGCUGUAGAGGAGUAUCAGGGCUCGGACAGGUUCAAGAGUCAUGUCCUGGACACGAUGGUCGAGGAGCAGUAUGGGUGGGAGAUACUGGUUGCGAGGUUUAAUCCAGAGUUGGAUAUAAACUUCGACACCAGUGGUGUUCCCCCUCCCAUUCCUUCCGGUUGGGAGUCACUGUUUGCAGCCACUCCGUCGCCGAGGCUACGAGUCCUUCGGAGGCUGAGAUGCGAGGAGGUGCCAAUGCUAGCGGAGGGGAGUCGACCGUGGAUCCUGACAUAG